UUCAGAUAUGGCUUUGUCACCAUUCUGCUUGCGCAGUUUGCGGUUUCCUAGAGCGUGCAAAAUGUGCAUCCAAACUCGUAAAAUCAGUCUGGGUGCGCCACUGAUGCGAGCACAAAGCCCUCAGCCAGAACAGUCUUCACUAGAUUCACAAUCGGAUGCUUGGUUCGGCUACGAGAGUGUCCAGAAUAGCGAAGAGAAGCAGAGACGUGUGAACGAAGUGUUUUCCUCGGUGGCGAAGAAGUAUGACGUCAUGAAUGACGUAAUGUCUCUAGGAGUGCACAGGUACUGGAAGGAUGAGUUUGUGAGACAGUGCAAUGUACAAUCAGGCAUGAAAGUGUUAGACAUGGCAGGUGGUACUGGUGACAUUGCUUUCAGAAUAAGCAAGCAAUUUCCUGGUGCAGAAGUGACAGUCGGCGACAUCAGUGAAAAUAUGCUCAAGUUUGGCAGAAAAAGAGCCAAAAAGGAAAUUAAAAACGACGAAAACAGCAAACAAAUCACGUGGACCGUUGCCGAUGGGCAAAAUCUACCUUUUGAGGACAAUCAGUUUGACCUCUACACAGUCUCUUUUGGGAUCCGGAAUUAUGGCGACCUUAAUAAGGGUGUUCAAGAAGCGUACAGAGUUUUGAAACCUGGUGGGAGGUUCAUGUGUCUUGAGUUUUCAGACGUUGAGAACCAACUUUUGAAGAGUGUGUAUGACAGAUACUCGAUGGAUUUCAUCCCUGUGUUCGGAGCAGUUGUUGCGGGUGAUUGGGACUCAUACAAGUAUUUAGUGGAGAGUAUUCGGAAGUUCCCAAAUAAGACUGAAUUUAGAGAUAUGAUCAGUAAUGUGGGAUUCAAAGGUGCUACUUAUAACUCGUUUCUCUCCGGAGUCGCUGCAAUACAUUCUGGUUUUAAAUUGUAAAUAUAAUUUUGCUUAAGUUUGAUUAUGAGGAAAGUUUAUCGAUUUCAGUUUUAUUAAAUCCUUGCUGAGGAUGUGUACAGUUUAUUGCGUAUGCUUAAUUUUUCUAGUGUUGAUAUAAGAUACAUUAAAAUCAUCGUGUAUCUCUUCAA
This is a messenger RNA of Symsagittifera roscoffensis, 1050 nucleotides long. Its product is annotated as ubiquinone/menaquinone biosynthesis C-methyltransferase UbiE-like. Lineage: Eukaryota; Metazoa; Xenacoelomorpha; Acoela; Convolutidae. Gene Ontology annotation, biological process: ubiquinone biosynthetic process. Gene Ontology annotation, molecular function: methyltransferase activity. The record is from RefSeq and is a predicted model, not a curated record. The coding region runs from base 8 to 901 and encodes 297 amino acids. The transcript has 2 exons.